AUGGCCGCGCCCGAAGCUCUCAAUAAUAAUAAUGCCGGUUCGCCUCGACUGCUGCGCCCGCAAGACCAUCUCCGUCCCUUCCAACCACCCAACUAUACCAAUAACGAGAAUGGCCACUCCGAUAACGCCGAUGACAUCCCCCCGCUACCAACGGUGAUCGCCCACAUCCACGCCCGGGUGCAAGCCUUUCUAUCCGAGACGCAUCCGCCAGACUCGCUGCUUGACUCCGUGCAGCGCCAAACCCGCAUUUCGCUAGAGGUCGUAUCAACCGCGCUCUCGCGGUACUCGCUGCCGGAGCUCUCGGUCUCCUACAACGGCGGCAAGGACUGCCUGGUGAUGGUGAUCCUCUUUCUCGCAGGACUACAUCCCUACCUAUCACCAUCAGCAAACCCCGAUGACACCAGCCAAGCGCUGAAGUCUGCCGCGGCGACCGUCAUCCCCUCCAUCUACGCCCUCCCACCAGACCCCUUCCCCGCCGUCGAAGACUUCGUCAUCAGCUCCGCAAAGGCCUAUCACCUCUCUAUCACGAAAUACACCACCGCCCCGCCCACGAGCACGAUGCGCUCCAGUUUCGAGAAUUACCUGCACCGAUACCCGGGGAUCCGGGCGAUCUUCGUGGGGACGCGGCGGACAGACCCGCAUGGCGCGCAGCUGACGCACUUCGACCGGACAGAUGGCGGGUGGCCGGACUUUGUGCGCGUGCAUCCGGUGAUUGAUUGGAAUUAUUCGGAGAUCUGGGCGUUCAUUCGCCAUCUGGGGUUAUACUAUUGCGAGCUCUAUGAUCAGGGAUAUACCUCUCUCGGGGGCACGUCUGAUACAUAUCCGAACCCGAGACUGAAGGUUGAUGGUGAUCCCAAUGGAAAUGGAAUGGAGAGCUGUGCGGCUGGUGAGCGGCAAUAUCUUCCGGCAUAUAAACUCACCGAGGAUGUGGAGGAGAGGUUGGGUCGCAAUUGA
Molecule: messenger RNA, 954 nt
Organism: Penicillium lagena
Lineage: Eukaryota; Fungi; Ascomycota; Eurotiomycetes; Eurotiales; Aspergillaceae
Product: FAD synthase
Exons: 1
Coding region: 1-954 (317 amino acids)
Biological process (GO): FAD biosynthetic process
Molecular function (GO): FMN adenylyltransferase activity
Source: RefSeq, a predicted model, not a curated record